AUUGCGUUGAUGGCCGCCGAGGCGAAGGCGCAGCAUCCCACCUCAGGCCAGCAUGAAAUCAACUGGAUUUUCAGUGUCGAACGCUUGGCGGAUGCGCCGAGCAUUCGCGAAGGUCUUUCGGCUGAACAGGAGCUUUUCUACAGGCAACAGAGCGCCAACCAUAUUCAAGAAAUGGGCAGCAAGCUAACUCUAAGCCAGCUGUGUAUGAAUACCGCGCUUGUGUUCAUGCACCGAUUUUAUGCUUUCCAUUCGUUUCAUCGGUUUCCUCGAAGUGACAUUGCGGCAGCCGCGUUGUUCCUGGCGGCGAAGGUCGAAGAGUGUCCCCGAAAGCUUGAGUACGUUGUGAAAGUCUCGCACGCGUUGCAGCACCGUGAUAACCCCGGUUUAGACGUAAAGUCAGACAAGUACGCGGAAGAAGCUCAGAAGAUUGUGACUUACGAAAACAUUCUGCUUCAAACUCUGAGCUUUGAUUUACACGUGGAGCACCCGCAUGCGCACGUGGUUCGAUGCUGUCAGAUGAUCAAAGGUAAGCUUUGGCGUUCUGACGUUGUUUUGCCUGUUUGUCGAUUCCCAUAA
Molecule: messenger RNA, 576 nt
Organism: Soboliphyme baturini
Lineage: Eukaryota; Metazoa; Nematoda; Enoplea; Dioctophymatida; Soboliphymatidae
Source: the annotation of a GenBank genome assembly